Messenger RNA from Ochlerotatus camptorhynchus, 4457 nucleotides. It is a transcript of the gene bnl, whose product is annotated as branchless. The coding region runs from base 280 to 3090 and encodes 936 amino acids. NCBI's taxonomy places the organism in Eukaryota, Metazoa, Arthropoda, Insecta, Diptera, Culicidae. The record is from RefSeq and is a predicted model, not a curated record. Gene Ontology annotation, cellular component: cytoplasm. The transcript has 4 exons. Gene Ontology annotation, molecular function: growth factor activity; fibroblast growth factor receptor binding. Gene Ontology annotation, biological process: positive regulation of cell population proliferation; fibroblast growth factor receptor signaling pathway; animal organ morphogenesis.
GGUAAAAGUGUGGCAUUUGGUAGUUUAGCGGGGGGGGAGGGGUUAUAGAAGAGGCAAAGAGCUGAAUUCUGUGUGCGCCAGUGAGAGCAAUGGGCGGUCAACGACUGGGGACGUUUCUGCCGCACAAUCGCAAGCGUGAAAACCAAGUGCAUCCCAAUCGACAUCAGCAAGCAGGGUUGAUGAUAACCUGAAGAGAUUCAUGCGAUUGAAUUGAAUUUUUUUUCGAGAAGACCGAUUUGUUUGUUUUCGGAAUUGCUGCCAAACAGCGCCCACUUGUUGAUGCUCAGUGGAAGACUUCGACGGAGGGCCCUGGCCCUGCUGGGAGCCCUCCUGCUGGUCAUUCUGAUAUGGCCUCCGUGUUGUGCGACGAUGCCAAAACCACUGCCGGCCGUGUUGCCAAAUGUGCCGCAGAUCGACUUUCCCUCGGACCCGGUGCCAGCAGUUUCAGUGACCAGCUCCAUCCAGCAACAGCAUGCAAAUGCCAGCAAGAGUCGCAAAGUGAGCGAACUGAAUCGCUUCAUGAAUGUACUUACGGUGGGGAACUACGACGACCGAGGGGGCACCGGAGAAAGUGAAAAUCAUCAUCGCAGCUCUACGCAUACCGGCAGCCGUGUCGGUAGUGCGAGCGCGAGCGACGACCAAAACCGAACAACGCUAAAUUUACGACAGCCUGAAAAUAACACCGCCGGUUAUUCAAUUGAGCAGUCGAUCGAUAAAAAUAAAUCAAAUGUACAACAAACGGCUGACGUUGUCGCGCUGCGACUGUUAGAUAACGACGACGCCCCAAACGGUAGCGGUGGUGAAUCGAGUAUGCCCGACGCUCGUUAUCGCUCCGAACCGCAGCAGAUAACGCACAAACCGACUAUUGACAGCAUUCUGUCCCAAAGAACACCAUCACUUGCAUCACCAUCGUCAUCAGCGGUGAGAACCACAACAACAUCAACAACAGAAACGGUUCCCCAAGUUCGCAGCGUCGAUGAUCAACUAGUACGAAGUAUAAAUGAGGUCAACGACCGCGGCGGCGACGUCCAAAAUGCCGUCAAUCAAUCAGUAUUCAAUUCUACGUCCAGCAUCGAUCGGCGGCUCAUCUCCGACAACGCAGAGGACCGCAGUCGGUGGUGGCCGGUUCUAUCGAGGGUCGGACGUAGUGCCUCCCCGCCCCAUCACCAUCGGCAUCAGCACUAUCUAACAGGUAAUGGAACCCUAAUGGCUACCGCUGGUGGUGGCGGCCGGGGACGAGGGGCAGGACGACACCAUCACCAUCAGCAGCAGCAGCAGCAGCAUCGUAAUGCGACGGCCGAUGGUAGUGCUAGUGAUUCGUCCAAUCUAGACCGUAACGAACGAUCGGCGAAUCUGUCGCACAUUACCGGUGCGAACCGCAAGAUUCAGCUCUACAUCAAGAACCGAUACCUGCAGCUGCUCGCCGAUGGGACCGUCAAUGGGACGCACGACGAUCAGAGCGAUUUCACGAUCCUCCAGCGAACGACCGUGGCCGCCGGUCAGAUCAAGAUCCAAGGCGUAGCGACCUGUUUGUUUCUGUGCAUGGACACCUGCGGGACAGUCUACGGUUCGAAAGACUUCACCGACGAUUGCGUCUUCAACGAGCAGAUGGAGCAGCACCACUACAACACCUACAGCUCGACGCAGCACUCCAACUCACGACGGACCCUGUACUUGGCACUGAACAAAACAGGCCAGCCACGCAAGAUCCAGAUUCCGGUCAACCGAACAUUGGGCAAGCUGGCCACCUACACGAAAGCGCUCACCCAAACCGUAGUUCACGAUCGCGUUGAGCGAUUGAUCUCGAGACUAUUCGGGGCGAACCACGUUCGCCACGGCCUGAAGCAGCUGUGCGAAACAGGCCGGGCACUGCAGGAGCUAACGGCGAAGGCUAUGCGACCCCGCCCAACGUGCGGUCCCACCAAGGCCCAACCGGCCGUCGUCGGGAUGGCCAAGGAUCCUUCUGCCGGACCGCAAACGGUGGCCGGUGGUAACAAAGACAAAGACAGCAAAGAUAACAUGCGAAAGAAGAAGAAGAAGCGGCGGAAAUGCCGCGAAGACGAACCGGCAGGAGAGCACUGCUUUAGACCGCAAGGAGGUGGUAGCAUAGGUACAAAUAGUGGUAGGAAGAGGCCCCCAGGGCUAGGGAAGAGUCAAAAAUGCAGCCCAGAAGAUGGUGAAUGUGUUGUUAGUCUUAGCAGUAAUAGUAAUAGUAGUAGUUCCAGUAACAGUCCAAACAGUGCAAAUAGUGUAAGUAUUAGCAGUAGUAGUAGCAGUAGUAGUAGUAGCAGUAGUAGUAGCAGCAGCAGCAAUCGCUCAAGCACAAGCCUAGCGAACGUACCAAAUGUGGCUGUUUCGCCCGCUGGGGCAGGCCCGAAGAAGAAGGUGACCAAGAAAGUCAACAACAAAAAUACUCCUUCCAAUGUAAAUAGUAACAAUAAAAAGCCCAAAAAGGGUCCGGGUGGUGGCGGCGGGGGAGCAGGCCAUAACGCUAACAAGAAAGCCAAACAACAGCAACAAAACUCUAGUAGUAAUAGUAAUAACAACAACGCUAGCAGUAGCAGUAGUACAGUGCCAUCGGUCCUGAAAGGUAGAGUGAAAAUGACACCGACGAAAAGGACAACUACGCCGAGGAGAACGACGACGGCGAAGACGACAACGCCGGGUCCUCCGACGACACCGGUCAAUUUCGAUGAUACCUCGCAGUCGGAAGAUGACCUCGAAACCGAGCUGGACAUGGACGACCUGGUGCAGGCGUCGACCGAGUUCAUCGAAGAGGACGAUCUCGACGAAGGAUCCGCUCUAAAACCCACCGCUUCGCCUUGGUAUGGUCUCCCUAAGGUCAGCAGCGCCGCCGCUCCUUGUUGCCCUUCUCCUUCCAACACCACCAUCACCAAUACCACCACCACAAAUGCUAGUAGCUCUAGUGUUAGUGAUAGCAGUUAUAGAACCAAUAGUUUCAUUAGCAGCUCGGUGGAUGAACAUCCUCGGGGCCGGUUCCUCGUAACGUUCAGUCUGCUGAGUUUAAGUUCCUUGCUCAUCGCUUCCAGUGCCAGCACUGCCAGAGUUACACGACUGCUAUAUCUAUGAUCACGUACGCAAAUUACUCACAGUCACAAUCAUCAUAUGUUUUGAUUUUUAGUUCGUUGUGUUAGACUGGUACUGAAGAUUGAGUACACUGAAACAAAAACACUCGACUUCAGUCUAACAGGAAGAUUUUUAGUUUCAGUUUUUUCGGAAGAGACAAAAUUCACCACAGAAAUUUUAUAGACUGAUUAUUUAUAAAACAUUGUAACUAAAUCCUCGAAACACAGGAAGAAGAAAAAAGAAUCUAAGAUUUGACCAAUUUUAUCACAAAAUUCGACCAGUGAAGAAUCAUAGUUUUACCAAGAAACGCCAAGACACCAGCAACAAAUUCAGCUCAGGACAGGUUGAAACAAUCGACAUUUUGCUACCAACAUACACAUACACAUAAACAAUAUACCACGCAGCAUGAAAACAAUAACAAUAUUAUACACUAUAGUAGAGGUAGCAGACAUGCGGUUAGGAAGAAUGUACUUAUUUAACUAUAAAUUUAUAAAUGAAAAUGCCAUGGAACGCGGGAUUCAGAAUGAUUGCGAAACGAAACACGUGCUCGACGACGAAAAAUAGAAGAUUUGGAAUGUAGGAUUGCUCUCCUCCACACAUUGAUGGCAGUGCUCUUAAAUCUCAUCGCUUAAUGUAAGUUUACAGCUGGAAGAGGAAGAAGAAGAAGAUUACACAAACACAAAUAGAGCCGUUGUUUUAAAAACGGUUGAUUGAAAUUAUCAUUUUCCAUGACGAUAUUAUUAGUUGCUUAAUGAACUAGGUAGGAUAAUGAAUUGCAUUGUAAAGGAGAGCUUUGUGUACAGACAGUAAGCUUGGUAUAUGAUAUUGUGUUGAACAGUGGAAAGGAAGAAUGCGAGCUGCGCGGAUUGUUUGUAAAUAUUAGGGCAUGUUCAAUUUUGAAUCGAAAGCAAAAAAAAGUAUUUUAGGUUAUCUCUGAACCCUCACUGCUUAGGUUACACUAUUUAUUGGUCUCGUUGUGGUUCGUAAUCAUCACGUCUUAUUGAGUGGGAAAAAACGAGGGUUUUCAUCAAACAUGAUUGAAGAGAUUUCUUACAGGCUGCAGCACUGCAGUUAUACGCACAUCGGUCCCGUAUCCGCUGCAAUCGUUAUGGAACGUGCGUCGUUUAUGUGUAUAACGGCAGUAUAACUGGAUGGUAGCGACACGGUAUUUGGAUGAAAUUGGCUAAUUGGAUGGUAAGACAGCAAACAUGGUAUCAUUCCGGUUAAUCAAUCUUGGUAAUACAGCCGUAAUCUGGAGUCGGUAAAUUAUCGCAACAUUGUAAGCGUCGAAAGCGGUUUCUUGAAGCUGAUCCAAUUUGUCAUGGCAUUGAUAAAAGAAGUCAUAAGUGAUGUUUAGUGAUUAGUGGGCA